Messenger RNA from Mya arenaria, 2626 nucleotides. Its product is annotated as protein flp-like. The transcript has 6 exons. The record is from RefSeq and is a predicted model, not a curated record. NCBI's taxonomy places the organism in Eukaryota, Metazoa, Mollusca, Bivalvia, Myida, Myidae. The coding region runs from base 150 to 1811 and encodes 553 amino acids.
GUGGCUACUGUAGAGUCUAGCAGUGGGGAAAAUUCCUCGAUAUCACUGAACUUUGCGGUAUGUCAGUGUUUCGGUCGGAGUAAACGAUUCAAGCGAGCACAUACAUGUGGAGUUACUGAUCGUGUGAGUGUUGAUAAACUGCAAGAAUAAUGAAUCGCCGUGGUUCGGAUUUGCUGACAAUUAUUUGUUUAGUAAUUAGUAUUAGCUCUAAUGCAGAAUCCUUUGAUGUAGAUGAGUUCUCUCGACGGAUUUCAGAGUUUGUUGAGUCUGGAUUACGUUGUCAUGACAAUCCGGGUCUGGCAAUAUCUGUAGUAAGAAAUGGGGAAACUAUUUUUUCAAGGGGUUUUGGAGUGAAAAGCUUGACCGAUCCUGGAGCGGUCACGAACCAGACGCUGUUCGGUAUUGCCUCUCUGUCAAAGGCCUUUGCUGCAACUCUGCUCCUGGCCCAGAUACAAGAAGAUGAAAAUCUAAGCCUGUCGACUCAAGUGAGGUCCGUUCUAAAUGACACAGAGGUGUUUGCGGACUAUCUGCGGUCCCACUAUGCCACGUUGGAAGACUUAUUGGCCCACAGAAUUGGAGUUCCCUCAAACAACAACAUUCGCUUUAAUACCAACGUCACCAGGAAGAAUCUGUACAAACGCCUUAAGUACCUUUCACCAAAGAGCGGCUUUAGAACGUCCUUCACCUACAGCAACCUUAUGUAUGGUCUCGUGACCUACAUAUCAGAGGUCAUUGGCGGAAAAUCCUGGGAGGAACUCGUUACCGAGAAAUUGCUCCGCCCGCUUGAUAUGACGUCAACAACUUUUAUGACAACAGCUGAUUUCGAUGACCUCGACCUUGCGCAGGGAUAUGUGGACUACUUUGGAAAGCUGUAUCCGGUGCCAGUUGACUUUACCAAGCGCUGGGCGGAGCUUUGUGGCUCUGGGUGUAUCAUUAGCAACGCCAAUGAUAUGGCAGAAUGGAUGAAAUUUCACCUUCGUGGUGGAAGAAACGCCCAGAGCAAGCCCGUGAUUGACACAGAUAUCCUGGAGCAUGCGCACGAGCCACAAAACAGCAUAUCUUACUCGUCAACAGAUAAAUACUACAAGAAACCUAUAUUGCCUGUGACCCUGUCGACUCCGAAUUAUGGGUUUGGUUGGAAAGUCGGUCACUACAGAGGAUGGAAAACCUCGUUGCAUACGGGAUCUACUUUUGGUUACCGAUCAAUGACGUCAUUAUUCCCAGAUCAGGACUUUGGUGUGUUUACUGUAUUCACUGGAGAUGAUCCGAGCUAUCUAUUCAGGACUAAUCUGAAUCUAUACACCGCUGAUUUAUUGUUAGGGGUCGACCCCUGGCUAAAUGCAAGCACCAUUUGCACGUUUCCUGAGCCUUGGAAAAGUAGUUCCAAAAGUAGUUCUUCUCCACCGCGCAAGGAUAUAAAGCCUAACCGAGAUUUGGACCUUUACUGUGGGGUUUACAGUAACGAGGCGUAUGGAAAUGUUGAGAUCUACAAAAAUGAGACUGAAAAUGUUCUCAUGGGUCGUUAUGGAUUCGCAGUUGUUGCCCUGUACCCGAAAAGUAGUGCGGACUACUUCUACGCCGAGGGACGAGAGCUCAUAAAGCACGUUAAAGACUUCAGUACUUUCAAAUUUCAAUCAACAUCGAGUAAAAUUACUCAGCUCAUUAUUCCAAGCUUCGAGACUAAAGACCCACCUGUGUUUAAACUCGUUCCCAAUUCAAGAAGGAAACGAAACAGUUUAACAAAUAGCUCUAUAAAAGUAACAUUCAGCGGAGUGCUGUUCAUUGUUUUACUUACUGCUGCUUUGUUGUAGAAUGUGUAUAUAUUAAUCUGUUUUUACAAAAGUAUUAUCUAAAAAUACCGAUGGGUUUAUGUAAAACUAAGUAAAAGUUCCAAAAAGAAUUUAUAAAUGUCGAAAACAAUUAAUUUGAAAGAAAUUUAGUUUAGUUUAACCAUAUUUUUUUACGAUUGUGAAACAAGUUAUUACAACAUUAUAUUAAUCACUCUCGUUGGCACGAUUUUACGCGAGAGUGUGGUCUUGUGUUGUGGGGGAAACCGGAGAACCCGGAGAAAACCCACUUGUCCGGCUUGGUGACCACAAACCAAACAUUUGAAAGAAAUGAGCGAAAAACAUGGUAUUUCUACCAUAUGAGACUGUAGAUAUAGAAGAACACAUUAAAUAUGUUAGCAUUCACAAAUCAUUUAAUAUGUUUGUGAUUUCUCAUGUUCAUGCUUUUAAAUACAGGGUAACAAUCUUGUUUGCAAUAAUUAACAUUUCCAUAAAUGCAUUGUUUAGUGAGUAGUUAAAGGUUUAUCACUCAAAAUUUAUGUUUGUUAUACAUGUGUAUGUAUUGAUUUAGAAUAAGAGUGUCACAUUAUUAACAACGUUCAAUAACUGGCUUUGGAUAUAAGUAAAAAUCGUUGUUAUGUAUCAUGUUCUAAUCUUCUCAUGAAGAAAUAUUCUUAUUAUUUGUUGGAGUGUAUAAACGCUUAGCAUAGAGUAACAGGGAUACCAAGAGAGAAGAUUUAUUUUAUUUGUUUUCCAAAACAAUGACCCAUGACCAUGUAUCCCACAUUUAAGACCUGCUGUAGUGGCAUGAAAUGACCUUGAAUUGUAUUUAUAUUGAA